AUGUUUUCUAGAACUGACAGAAAUGUUGACGCAUUGGCUGGGGAUAUGAGCCAAUUGAGUUUUGACUCAGCAGCUAAUAAUCGAUUUGCUUAUCCAACAGGCACUCCUUCUAGACACAGGAACACUAGACAUGGCGGGACACCUACACCCUCUCCUACCAAAUCAGCUCUUUUUGCAGGGGAUGAAAGCUCUAAGAUGGAUAUUGAUGACACUACUGCAGAAAUCGAGCUCAUGAACUCUCCAAAGAAACUACCACAAGGUUUCCACAGAACAGCAUCUUCUGCUAAAACUCAGAGACUAGUGAGCGUGUGCAAAAUGUACUUUUUGGAUUACUACUGUGAUAUGUUUGACUAUGUCAUAAGUAGAAGACAACGUACUAAAAAGGUGUUGGAGUAUUUAGAAGAACAAAAGACUUUAGAGAAGAUACCCAACAGCGCAUUGAAUGAUGAAUGGUACGGUUACCUCCAGAAAGAAAAUGAAGUAUUAAGAAAAAGGAGGCUGAAACCAAAACAUAAAGAUUUUGAAAUGAUAACACAAGUUGGCCAAGGUGGUUAUGGUCAAGUUUACUUGGCCAGGAAAAAAGAUACGAAGGAAGUAUGUGCCUUGAAGAUUUUAAAUAAAAAGUUACUCUUCAAACUUAAUGAAACAAAUCAUGUGCUGACAGAAAGGGAUAUUCUUACUACGACAAGAUCUGAGUGGCUAGUUAAAUUACUAUAUGCAUUCCAGGAUCCUGAAAGUCUCUUUUUGGCAAUGGAAUUCGUCCCAGGUGGUGACUUCCGGACCUUAUUAAUCAAUACUAGAUACCUGAAAAGUGCACACGCAAGAUUUUAUAUAAGUGAAAUGUUCUGUUCUGUGAACGCCUUACACGAACUAGGGUAUACUCACAGAGAUUUGAAACCAGAAAAUUUCCUAAUUGAUGCUAAAGGACAUAUAAAAUUAACCGAUUUUGGUUUGGCUGCAGGUACUGUAUCAAAUGACAGAAUUGAAAGUAUGAAAAUAAGGCUACAAGAGGUUAAGAAUCUUGAAUUUCCUGAAUUCAAAGAAAAAUCCAUAGAAGAUAGAAGACAAAUGUACCAUUCUUUAAGACGAACAGAAGUAAAUUAUGCAAAUUCUAUGGUAGGUUCUCCAGACUAUAUGGCGUUGGAGGUUCUUGAAGGUAAAAAAUAUGAUUUCACUGUUGAUUAUUGGUCUCUGGGCUGUAUGCUAUUUGAAAGUUUAGUUAGUUAUACCCCGUUUAGUGGUUCAUCUACUAACGAAACGUACGAAAAUUUAAGACACUGGAAACAAACUUUAAGAAGGCCACGUCUAGAUAAUGGUAGACCCGCUUUCUCGGAUAGAACAUGGGAUUUAAUUACAAGAUUAAUUGCUGACCCAAUAAGUAGAUUAAGAUCUUUCGAACAUGUCAAGAGAAUGCCUUAUUUUUCGGACGUCAACUUCGACAGUUUAAGAAAUAUGUCGCCACCAUUUAUCCCACAACUGGAUAGUGAGACAGAUGCUGGGUAUUUCGACGAUUUUACAAACGAAGCUGAUAUGGCCAAGUAUGCAGACGUCUUCAAGAGACAAAAUAAACUUUCUGCAAUGGUUGAUAACGCUUCGGUUGACUCAAAGUUAGUAGGCUUCACUUUCAGGCAUAGAAAUGGUAAGCAAGGCUCCAGUGGUAUACUUUAUAACGGUUCUGAACAUUCAGAUCCAUUUGCCACAUUUUACUAG
Molecule: messenger RNA, 1710 nt
Organism: Kazachstania africana CBS 2517
Lineage: Eukaryota; Fungi; Ascomycota; Saccharomycetes; Saccharomycetales; Saccharomycetaceae
Gene: DBF2
Product: serine/threonine-protein kinase DBF2
Exons: 1
Coding region: 1-1710 (569 amino acids)
Biological process (GO): peptidyl-serine phosphorylation; intracellular signal transduction
Cellular component (GO): spindle pole body
Molecular function (GO): ATP binding; protein serine/threonine kinase activity
Source: RefSeq, a predicted model, not a curated record